Lemur catta (Ring-tailed lemur) is the source of this 855-nucleotide messenger RNA. RefSeq lists its product as uncharacterized. The record is from RefSeq and is a predicted model, not a curated record. Bases 219 to 716 code for a protein of 165 amino acids. The transcript has 3 exons. Lineage: Eukaryota; Metazoa; Chordata; Mammalia; Primates; Lemuridae.
AUCACAGGGCUCACGCUGCGCUCUCACAAUGGACCUCGAGGCAAACCCCUGGUGACACCGAGCUGAACUCUUCCCCUGGGCCUCCAGAGCAUUCUGAAUUUGUGGACAAGAGCCCUUUUACUACCAGUAUAAAUUCAAAUUCCAGAAAAAAACUUGACGCUGUUUUGGAGCCAUGUGAUGGGACUGCCAGAAAUCAGGAGCUACAGGAAGGGGAAGAUAUGUCUACGAGUCAGUUUGAACAGCGGAAGAAACCUCUAGAUAUGUUCUUCUGGGCAAACGAGGUAACUGGAGAAAUCACCUACCCCCCACUGAAAGCUGAUAUACCUGCAGCUUCUCCUGAGAAACCCCGAGAGGGUCCCAGGUCUCCGCGAGGGAGCGUGCAGGGGGCUCCUCCCAGUCCCCAGGGCCCGACUGCCACACCUGCCCGGAGACCUGCCCCUCCUCCCUCGUCUGAGGCUUCAACCAGAGACACAGACUCAAGAAACGCCCUCCCCCCUACACUGACCUACGCCAAGGUGGGGGUGCAGAGGCCCCUGUCAUUCUCAGCAAUCCCUGUCACCAUCUCAUCACCAGGAGGGACUCUGCCAGCACUCAGCCCCUUCAGACCAGCUCCUCAGCCACCAGCCUCGACUUUCUCUGUCAGCUCUUCUGCCUCCUGGGCCUUCACCUGCAAGCUGAAAAAUGUCCUUGCUGGGAACAACCGAUUUUCCUUUUGAACCCUGAGAGACCUUGCCUGGCCACGCCCUUUAAGCACCUUUGUAAGCCACACAUGGCCAGGGCGGCCACCCGCCUGUACACCCUCGUGCUCUGCCUCCCCCAGAAGCACAGGACUGGCCCCAGGGAUCUUGUAGGAAU